Colletotrichum phormii is the source of this 3447-nucleotide messenger RNA. RefSeq names its product DENN domain-containing protein. NCBI's taxonomy places the organism in Eukaryota, Fungi, Ascomycota, Sordariomycetes, Glomerellales, Glomerellaceae. Gene Ontology annotation, cellular component: cytoplasmic vesicle. Bases 1 to 3447 code for a protein of 1148 amino acids. The transcript is spliced from 3 exons. Gene Ontology annotation, biological process: regulation of Rab protein signal transduction. The record is from RefSeq and is a predicted model, not a curated record.
AUGGACAGCUCCUCGACGCCGCUCGCCGACUACUUUUGGAUCGCCGGCGUAGAGUCCGUCUCCUAUCAGGACUCUACCCCGCAGCCCCCCUCCAACAACGUCGAGUCCACCAUCGCCGAGGACAGCGAGUAUGAGGAGAGCGAUAACGAGUUCAACGCCACCCCGAGCAAGCGCGUUGCUCGUCAUUCCAGCGUCGGUCGCCAUUCCAGGCAGAAUUCAGGUGGAGGUGGCCGCGCUGCCAAUGGUCGCUUUUCCAUCCAGACCGUCGAAGAGGUAGAUGGCAACACGCGAAGCAACCGGAGCAGUGCUACCAUUCGACCUUCCCAGGCGAACCAGAUCAAUGGCACCGGCAGCGGCGCCGGCCUCAAUGUCUUCAAUGGUCUCCCCCCAGGCCUCAAUGGCGAAGGCCCUUUCAUCGAAGGAUUCGACUUCGACAAGGCUUUGCUCAAGUUCGCUUCAGAACGAGAGAACUUCUUGGAAGACUUGUCCUUCAGUGCCGGUGCCAAAACACAAGCCCGUGCUCCCAUGGUCAACCCCAGAGCUGAGCGCAUCAAGGCCGACGAGGCCGACGCGAGCGGCCGGAGGAGUCCUCUACGCAGCAUCGAGCGGAGCAUCAAGGGCAGCAUCCGCCGCAAGAUGAGUUUCAGGGACAUGAACAGCAUGCGCAAGCAACCUACCACUCCUAGAGCAAGCACACCAGGAGCCGCUUCAAUUAGGACUGCCAAGCGACUCAGCAACUAUAACUCGGUCAUUCCUCCCCCGGAACCCCUGAACACGGAUCCAGACAUGCAUCCCCUCAAGAGACGAUUCGAGCCUGUCUUGCUGGACAGAUACCCAGCCAAAGACGCGACAGACGAGAUCGCCCGUCGUGGGAGGUUCCCAGACUACGUACCCAUGUUUGCUUUCCCGAACGAUAUUCAGAUCGUGUCUUCCGAUGACAGACCACGUUCCACCUGGCAUGGUUUCACAAUGACUUCGGACGAUAACUCCAAGAUAUAUGGUAUCACCAUCAUCAUCUGGGUUGCCCUGACGGCCGAGGUUGCAGACGAGGUGGAGAAGAAAUGUGAGCAGUGGCGGCAGAGCCACAUGUCCAACGAGGAGCGGGAGUUGGCAGCCAGCCUGGGAGUGCGACUCGCGGCUGAGCGUGCGCACCUCUCCCAGCUGCUUGCAAAGCUCCCUACGAUUCCCUCAGGGUCUUCCGCCCGUGACACUCUGGAUGACCAGAUUAGCGCUGUUGAGGAGAAGAUCAGUCUCAUGACAGAAAUGCUGAGACCACUUCGGCACGGUGCUGCAUCCAAGAUCGACGGCUUGACUGCUGGCGAGAGUGGACUAUGGGCCCCAAGAGCCUACGGCAUCUUGGGAAGAGACGCCACGAGAAUGUCAUUCUGGAAGGAAUGGCUGCGAGCCAUCGUUGUGCCCAUGACAGACAGCGCAGUCCUCCGAGUGCCACCCAGCUCCCCCAAGGUUGGUCGUUGGCAGCCUCUUGAGCGUUAUGUCGUCAAUCUUUGCACCGAGGCUUUCAGUCCGCUGGAAUCCAAGACGCAGGUCGAGCUGGGCGUGCGAGAGCUGCGACUAUAUUGUCGAAAGGAGGCCAUCAACGAGAUCCCAGGGGCCCGGACUAUUGACAUCUACGCUCUCUUCAGGUGUUUAUCAAUGGAGAACAUUGUUGCUUUGUUCGAGUAUGCAAUGUCGGAGUCUCGCAUCAUCUUCCUCUCCUCCCACACUGGCAUGCUUCACCUGGCAUGCCACGCACUGGUCAAUCUGCUGUAUCCCCUUAAAUGGGCGAGCAUCUUUAUUCCCGUGCUGCCUGCGCGUCUGAUUUCGGCACUUGAGGCGCCUUGCCCUUAUAUCGUCGGCAUCGAGCGGCGAUAUGAGAAGAUUGAGCUUCCUGAGGAUGACUACGUGCUGGUUGAUUUGGACCUUGAUACGAUCGACGCCACCAACCAGCCCGUUCGCCUUCCGCGGCAACAUCGUCGUAAGCUCAUUUCCUUACUUCAUGUGGCCGCGCCGCACCACAUUCGGUACGGAGUGACUACUGGACCCCCUCCAUAUGCAAUGGAGUCGUACCCGUAUGACGCCUUUUCAGUCGAGAACGAUACGCUGUACAACGCCAGUGUCGCCUCGAGCUCCUUGGGCAAGUGGGUUACACAAAACUCUUCGUCUUUCGGAGAGCCGGCACCUCCGAACUCGGUGCGACCACCAAUCUUCAAUGCUUUCUUGCAUUCGAAGGCUGGCGAUCACAAGGACCGGCCCACUACCAGCAAGUCCGGUAAAACCAGCCCGCAGUCUUCCAUCUCACCAGUCUCAAUGAACUUCCCACCCAUGCCGACCACACCUGUGUCACGCAGCGACUCCGGCUUUGCACAGACUCUGCGAGAAAAGAAGUCGGGCCACUUUGAUGAGAAGUCUCGGCGCAGCUCGUCCUUUGGUAUGGACAAGCACCCGCCUCUUCAUCGACCAAGCUUGCCCUUCCUCAGCGGUCACAAUCCCAGCAUGUCGGUAUCCGCCAUUUCGGUCGAUUCGCAGUCUUCGUACAAUGGGUACACGCCCGGAUAUGCUCCUUCCACGUAUGCCCAGUCUACUCUGGCGGCAUCAACGAUUAUGCCCAACAUGCUGAUUCAGCCCGUACGGAACACCGACACGAUGGUGUGGGUCGAGGGUCAUUGCUUCAACUGGAUGGCCCAUGACUUGUCCUCGACAUGUUCCGUUUGCGACGACAAGUCUGAAGGAGACGGCAUCUACGAGUGUUCUCACUGCAACGCCCGUUCCCACAACCGCUGCCUGGGUCAGGUCUCUGUGGUAUGCAGUGAAGCGUUCCACCCUGAUCGAGUUCGAGCUGCUUUCGUCCGAUGCCUUGCUAGUCUCUUGUACACGUACAGAAAGCAUCUGGGCCGUCCUACUCGUGAGCAAAAGAACAACGGCCAGCUCUACAAUUUCGACAUGAACAGCUUCAUUAAGAGUCUUCCAUACGAUCAACAAGAGUAUGCCACCAUGUUGAGAGAAACUCAAGCUUUCAACGAGUUCAUUCACGAGCGGGAGACACACUCGGCAACGCACGAGUCGAUCCGUCUCUUUGACGAGAUCAUCAUGGCCAAGAAGGCUCGCGGACGGCCGGGACUCUCGACGGGAUUCUCUCGUCUGUCGACCAUCCGUAUGUCGCACGGCGCAUCAAGCAACGCUUCAGGGUUUUCUGCGCCAUCCAAGCUCAAGAUUCCAACGUAUCUGGGCGAUACUUCGGACCACAUGUGGCGGACGGCUUCGGUGCCUGCUCCCAGUGCCAAGUUCCCGGGCGAGUACCGAACCGUGGUCACCCGGAUUCCUACCAAGCUGGAUCCCAGUCUGAUGAGAGAGCCUCGAGCGAUCCAGGGCGUCCCUCGGGCCGAGCAACGGACGCGCGGUUUCAUGAGAAAGCAAGUACCCAGCAUGGUUGGUAGUCCACCAAACUGA